CUGGAGAAGCCGGAUGGUGUUUUUGACGCCCCUCCAGUCACCAAAUUUGUAAAUGAGGUAAGAAAUCAUAUUUUUGUAGUCGGAAAAAGAAUCGGAAGAGGUCCAAUUUAUUUGCACAAAUUUUACGAUGUCUGAAUCACCCCGAAAAAUCGAACUCCUUUUUGAAAGAGUUGUUUCCUGAAUCGAACAAUUUUCAAAAAAUGGUCCGAUUCAAAAUUAUUCUAAAAAAUCGUGGACCUGGCCCGUUUCGAAAACCCCCAAAAUUGUCGCAUUCCAGAAACCGAAACAGUAGAAAAAAUCUUUAAAAAAUAUGCUUAUUUGUUUCAGACUUCUUCAAAGCUCUCUGCAGUUUCUCCAAAUUGGCGUUGUGGUAUGAUCGAUAACGAAACAUUGGCAAUUUUCAUUCCUGUAAACCAAAAAGUGCUCGGUUUGUCAAAAGAAAAGUUUGUGGACUUGUUGGAAUUCGCUGAAGAUAAACUCGAAGUUCUUCGUGUUUUGGCUGUUUUCGAAAAGCCAGAUUUGUCAUUGACUGAAGGAUUUCCAAGAACUCUUCGCUAUGUCGGAUUCCGUUCAAUCGCUCCAGAAAACCAUCCAGUUCAACUUCCAGCUGACAAAUGCUUCAUCAUGUGCUAUAAGGUUUAA
Molecule: messenger RNA, 642 nt
Organism: Caenorhabditis angaria
Lineage: Eukaryota; Metazoa; Nematoda; Chromadorea; Rhabditida; Rhabditidae
Source: the annotation of a GenBank genome assembly